Messenger RNA from Taeniopygia guttata (zebra finch), 1269 nucleotides. The record is from RefSeq and is a predicted model, not a curated record. Lineage: Eukaryota; Metazoa; Chordata; Aves; Passeriformes; Estrildidae.
CUCUGCUCCCCAUUUUAUUUAUUUAUUUAUUUAAUUAUUUCUUUAUUUCGGGGAUUUUGGGAAAUCCGACUCUCCUGCAGCCUGGGCUCUCCUGCUUUUAGUGCUUUGUUCCCUCCAGGAGAACCCCGAUGUUCAGCUCUCGGAUGAACUGGAUGCGUAUUUUUUCCCAGAAAAGGCCCACUCAGCAGUGGGCCCAGGCUCCACAAUUUUUUUUCUUUUUUCAGGAAAAACCCAAUAGCCAACUCUCCAGCAGCCCAGGCUCCCCCACUCACUGCUGUAUUCUUUCCAGGAAAACCCCAAUAUCCUUCCCUCCGAUGAGCUUAAUGUGUAUUUUUUUUCCCAGCAAAGACCCCCUUGGACAGUCCAGACUCUCUGGCUUGAUGCUUUAUUUUUUUCCAGGCAGACCACAAUAUUCAAGUCCUGCCCAGCCCAGGCUCCCCAGCAUCGCCGCCUACGUGGAGGCCGCAGGGCUGCCCAACCUGCUGCCCCCCAUCCUGCUGGACGCGUCACAGGGCUGGGAGAGCUGGGGGGGCACCCAGCCCGCCUCCCUCGACCUCCUUGUGAGCAUCAACAUGAUGCACAUCGCGGAGCUGCGGUGCACCGAGGGCCUGUUCAGGGGUGCCGGGGUGCUGCUGAAGCCCGGAGGUGUGCUCUUCACCUACGGGCCCUACGCUGUGGACGGCCAGAUCAGCCCCCAGAGCAACGUGGACUUUGACCGCAGCCUGAGGCAGAGGAAUCCGGCCUGGGGGCUGCGGGACACGGCGCUGCUGCAGGAGCUGGCUGAGGCCAACGGGCUGUGCCUGGAGAGGAUGGUGGACAUGCCGGCCAACAACAAGAGCCUGAUCUUCCGCAAGCUGUGAGCUGCCCUGGCGGUGCUUCCAGCGCCUCCCAGCUCUGCUGUCCCCACGGAUGCCUCCUGCAGUGUCGCUGUCCCACCAUGGCUGCCACUGGGGCUGGGGACAGCAGUGAUGGGACAGAGCCCCGCUCACCCCAGCUGGGGCUGACUUGGCUGGAGGGGAGGUCCAUCUCCCCUGGGUGCCUUUGGAGCUCCCUUUGCAGUGGGGUGCCCCAGCCUGGACCACAAGAGCCAGCACAGCUGCUGUGGGGGACACACUUGUGUGUGGGGUGGGGGGACACAACUCCCGUGGGCAUGGGGGGGACUCCUUGCUCCAUUUCCUUGGAGGAUCUUGUGCUGGUGGUGUUCCUCCUGCCCCCCUCCCCAGGAUUGUGCUGCUGCCCCCCCAAUAAACUCUGUGGCUUUGCCCCCCA